Capsicum annuum is the source of this 1215-nucleotide messenger RNA. RefSeq lists its product as uncharacterized. The coding region runs from base 1 to 1215 and encodes 404 amino acids. Lineage: Eukaryota; Viridiplantae; Streptophyta; Magnoliopsida; Solanales; Solanaceae. The transcript has 2 exons. The record is from RefSeq and is a predicted model, not a curated record.
AUGGCUCUUGUUUUGAGGUAUGUUGAUAAGAAUGGUGAAGUUGUAGAACGAUUUAUCGGCCUAGUCCAUGUUAGUGAUACAUCGGCAUGCUCAUUGAAGAAAGAAAUUUAUUCUUUACUUUUCGAUCACUCACUAAGUCCAUUCAAAAUACAUGGACAAGGUUAUGAUGGAGCUAGUAAUAUGAAAGGAGAGAUAAAUGAUCUCAAAACUUUAAUUAUGAAAGAUAGUCCUUUGGCAUAUUAUAUUCAUUGUUUUGCACAUCAAUUGCAACUAACACUUGUUGCUAUUGCUAAACAACAUUUGAAAGUUGAAGACUUUUUUUAUCAUGUUACUAAUGUGUUGAAUGUUGUUGGAGGAUCUUUUAAGCAUAGAGAUUUACUUCGUCAUCACCAAGCUGAAAAUUUGAAGCAAUUACUUGAGUCCGGUGAAGCUCAUACCGGACAAGGAUUACAUCAAAAAUGUGGGCUUCAAAGAUCGGGUGAUACUCGUUGGGUAUCACAUUUCAAAACAUUGGAUAAUUUUCUUGUUAUUUUCUCAUCUAUUGUUCAUGUGCUUGAAGUGAUUGAAAUUGAAGGUUCUACCUCAAGUGAUAGAAAUCAAGCGGAAUAUCUUUUGACAAAGCGUAAGUGUUUGGAUGUUUGUUAUUCGGACCAUUUGCGUGUUGAAAUCUUUUGUGCUGUCAUUUAUGUGCAACUUCAAGAGCUUAAUGAUCGCUUUGAUGGAGUGAGUAGUGAUUUGCUUCUUGGGAUGGGUAGCUUGAAUCCUGUCAGCUCUUUCUCUAACUUUGACAAAGAUAGAAACAUGACUUUAGCGAAGUGUUAUCCAAAUAAGUUUGAUGAUGGAAAGCUUCGAGAUUUGAGUUACCAACUUGAUACUUUCAUAAUUCAUAUGCGAGGUGGUAAUUUCAAAUUCUCCAAAUUGCAAGAAAUUCGUGACUUAGCAAAGACAUUAGUUGAGGCAAAUCUCGUGGAGACUUAUUCACUUGUUUAUUUACUUGUGAAGUUGGCUCUAAUUUUAUCCGUUGCUACGACAACUGUGGAAAGAGCAUUCUCUUCCAUGAAGCACAUAAAAAAUGAAGUGCGAAAUAGUAUUGGUGAUCAAUAUUUAAAUGAUUGUUUAGUAUGUUAUAUAGAGCAUGAUUUAUUUGCAAAUGUAAGUAAUGAUGUCAUCGUUGAUCGUUUUCAGAAUAUGAAAACUCGUCGUGGACAAUUGUAA